AUACAUCACUUACAAUACUACAGGAUUUCAUUACUUAUUACCGACAUUUUAAGAAACAAAAUAAAUAAACAAUUAAGCAAUAAACAAAACUGUUAUAAAAAAAAAAAUAUUAAAACAUGGAUUAGAUUAGCCGAAUUUGCUUUUUGAUACUAUAUGAAACAGCAGAUUUUUGAAACACGGUAUCUGACGGCACAUCUGUGACGCCACGCUCCAUCCGGGUCCUCCGCGCCUGGGCCAUGACGUCACGGGGUCCAGGAAUGGCGGCGCUGUCUGCAGAGGGAAGCAGCCCGAAGAGCCCGAAACUUUAUUCUUAACAUCGCUCAGCGGCUACACGAGCUCCACCGCUCCACCGACAGCCAUAUCCUCCUCUUAAAGAGCCAGUACAACGGCAGAACCCAGUCUCGACGUUGUUACCGCUGAAUUCUAACGUCCCAGGCUCUAUUAGUUUGGUUGACUUUGCGAGGGCCAAAAGACAAGAGCAAAGACAGCGACUAACGGUACAUGAAAACAACAAGCACCCCAAAGCAUUCUCUUUCGACUCCGUCCAUUUCAUAGAAGGAUCUUACUUGUGUUUUGCUAGUUUUUUGUCUUGCUCAUAAACCGAAAGGCGAGACGCUGGCCUGAUAAGGUGAAGCACCAGCUGCGGGUUUGAUGCCACGAUGGAGAGUUUAACACUGAGCGAUGUCGAGCAGAAAUAUUACUCUGAACUCUUCCUCUCCUGUGAUGUGGAUAACACCAAGAAAGUGGCUUCCAAUGGCAAAGUUCUGGACCUCUUCCGGGCGGCCCAGCUCUCAAACGAAGUUGUCCUUCAGAUUACUGAACUUUGUGGAGCCACACGUCUCGGUCAUUUUGGUCGGAGUCAGUUCUACAUCGCACUGAAGCUCAUUGCCCUGGCCCAGUCUGGAAUGCCCCUGCGUGUGGAGAGCCUGAACAGUGUCAGGGAUUUACCCCUCCCUCGCUUUGUGAUGGGCAAGAAUGAGCAGGAGACAAGGCACGCGGUAAUGUUCGCAGACGCAGAGAAUCAGGGACACUACCUCCCCAGACCUCCAGGCAGAGUGCAAGCCAAAAAAGUGUCAGCGCAUGAGAUGAUUCAGCCCUGUGUGCCCACUGUUGAUCCUCAGCCGGACACCACAUCUCCUGUAGUGUCGCCGCACCAGUCCCCUCCCACCUCGCCCCAUGCCUGGAGGAAGCACAAACGCCAGGCCAGCGGUGGAAACGUGGACAGACAGCCCUCAGUGCCAGGAGUUGUUUGGCCACCUUUUAGAGAAGCACAGCCAGGACCAGUAACGGCUGACGGGAUGUGGUCCGCCCAUUCACCCCCUCCUGUCCAAGAAAGUUGGGUCAGCUUUACAGACACACCCCCCUCCAGCACACUUCCAAUGCAUCCCCCCUCAGCUCAGCCGGAGAGCACAACAGUACGGACUAUGACAUCUGUAAUGACCACAAAUGAAAUCCAAAGACAGACCAGCGGUUAUGAUGACCCCUGGAAAAUCACAGAUGAGCAAAGACAGUAUUACAUAAACCAGUUUAAGACCAUUCAGGCUGAUCUCACUGGUCUAAUCCCUGGCUCUGCCGCGAAGGAAUUCUUUACAAAGUCGAAACUGCCUAUUCUAGAACUGUCUCACAUUUGGGAGCUAUCAGAUUUUGAUAAAGAUGGUGCACUGACCCUGGAUGAGUUUUGUGCUGCAUUUCAUCUCGUGGUCGCUAGGAAAAAUGGUUAUGACCUUCCUGAAAAGCUCCCUGAGAGCCUAAUGCCAAAGCUUAUUGACUUGGAUGACUCAGCAGGAGUUCCAGAACCUGCUACUGAGGUUGGCUUCUCUGCUUCCCCUGUGGAGGUCACUCCAAAUAAGUCUCCUUCCAUGCCUUCCCUGAACCAGAACUGGCCUGAGCUCAACCAGAGCAAUGAGCAGUGGGAGACUUUUAGCGAACGCUCCUCAAGCUCACAAACUCUGACCCAAUUUGAUUCUAACAUUGCACCAGCUGACCCUGAUACAGCAAUAGUCCACCCUGUGCCCAUUCGUAUGACACCCAGCAAGAUCCACAUGCAAGAGAUGGAGCUCAAGAGAACUGGAAGUGAUCACACACAUCCAACUAGUCCGUUAAUGGCGAAACCACCAGAACUUUCUGACGAAACCAAGCUAACAGCAACUAUUAAGUUUCCUGGUACCACUGUUGGAGAUGGCUAUAGCAGCUCAGAUUCAUUUACAUCUGAUCAAGAGCCCAUUUCCAGUGCUGUGAACAGACAAAGGUCUCACUCUGGCACCUCUCCAGAAGGACUGAAGGUUGUGGCUCCGCCCCCACCUCCGCCCCGCCCCCAGGCCACUCACUCACGGUCCUCCUCUCUAGACAUGAACAGAAACUUUGCUGCUGUCCCUGCAGGUUCACAGCAGCCAGGUGUAGUGGCCUUUCCCCCCGCAGUGCCUCCCAGACCACUGCCCACACAGACAUCAGUGCCACAUGGUCACCGUGUAGUAGAGGGAGAUGGUCUUCCAGCACAUACCAGCACGUCACCCCAGCAGAUGCCAGAACAGCCCAAUUUUGCUGACUUCAGCCAGUUCCAGGCUUUUGCUGUGGACCAGCCAGCAGAUGAUGGAGAGAAACCAUCUGAUAGUGGACAGGCAGAAAGAUGUGCAGAAGCUGCCGGGACGAUGAGAACAGCAAAGAACGAUGUUCAGGCAGAAGAACGAAAUGCAACCACUGUCAACUCUGCCAAAGUAUCCACUCCAUUGGCCCCACCUCCCAAACCCGUCCGUCGCAGACUGAAAUCAGAAGAUGAGCUCAGACCAGAUGUGGAGGACCUUCCCCAAAAGUCUAACGUCAUAGCCACUGUUCUAGCAACCCAGCCCUCAAUUCCACGGUCUAUCGGUAAGGAUAAAAAGGCCAUCCAGGCUUCCAUUAGAAGAAACAAAGAAACGAAUACAGUUUUAGCCAGACUCAACAGUGAAUUACAGCAACAGUUGAAGGACCUGCUAGAAGAAAGAAUAUCGCUUGAAGUGCAACUGGAACAGCUUAGACCUUUUUCGCAUUUGUAACCGGAGUGUGUGCGUGCUUUAGACUGAAUGUGUGUAUGAAAGAGUGAUUACCCCUUUUUUUUUUUUUUUUUUUUAAAGUGGUCUGUUGGAUCCUCUGGCAGGAUGUCCAUUUCACCCAUCUCCACUCCUCUGCUGACUGUGUGAGAAGAGACAAAAUCGCUGCUUCCUCCAGACCGUUCUCUCUCACACAGCCAUUCAGAGGGAUGGGGUCCAGGAUUGUUAUCCGUUAUGGCACUUUGAUGAAACAGAAAGUCUGAGUGGUUGUAUAUGUAAUACCCCAGACAUUGCAGAUUAUGUUUAGUGUGUGAGGCAAGAGCCUGAUGUCUUGGCCGGCAAGAGGCUGUAAUUCUGGUUAACAUGAAGGAGCCUCUUCCCCUCCUGUUCUCCAGAGUCUCGAGGCAGCUUGUCAUGUUCUUCCAUGUUAGGGCACCCAUGUGUGCUCAGACAAUCAUGUGAGGCCAUGCACUGGUCCUAAAGAGGGGAGAACUGAUUUUUGGGAGAUCAUAUUUCAGAAGUAUGCUUCAGUAAACUGAUUCUGACAGGCACUUGUUAAAGGGACAGUUCAUCCAAAAAUGUAUUCGCCCUCAUGUUGUUACAAACCUGUAAAUGAGGACUGGAACUGUCAAGCUCCACAAAUACAAAAGAAAGGGCAAAAAAAGUGGUCCAAAUAACUUGUGUGCUAUAUUUCAAAUGUUUUGUAGUUAUAUGAUUGCUUUUUGCAAGUAACAAAAGCUGGUUUUCUGCUCAAGUUAACUGGAGUGAGUCAUUGGGUUAACUGGAUUAGUCAAAUUUGUGAACAAUUCAUUCUUUUUUUUUUUUUUUUUUUUUUUAAUCUGGAUCAACUGAAUCAUUAAAAUGAUUUGAACGAAAUCAAAUGAAUCACUUGUUCAUGAAUCAGACAGUGCUACUUGUGACAAAACAAUAAUGACUUAUUUUAGUCUGUUCCUCAUACAAAAUCUAUUUUAUGGCUUCAGUAAUUUUGAAAUAUAAUGCACAAGUGAAAUAAGCUGCUAUUUUAAUGCUUGUUAGUCCUCAUUUACUUUUAUUAUAUUUAAGAGAGUUCAGAAAUUCACCUUUUUUGACACAUGGAUGAAGGAAAACCCGUACGGGUUUGAACGAUUUUGAGCAAAUGACAGAAUUAUUUUUAGAUGAACUAACCCUUUAAUAUUUCUUCCUUGCCAUACCAAUGGACGGCACAUUGUGUGUGUUUGUUUCAUGUGCAUGAGAGUGAGUUUGAGGACAAUAGUUGCAAAUGAAUGGCAUCAAAGACUGCUUAAUUUCCUUCUCUUAACACACUCUGUUGUGGUAAAACAAAAUGACCCGUUCAACCUUGUACAGUCUUUCACCCCGGGAUAGCAGAUGUUCCUCUCUCAGUCUCAACUGUUGGCUGUACCUCAUACGGUACAUCAUCUGCAUCGUAAACUCUGUGACAUCAUUAGUACGUAAUUGUGAGACCUAAAACAAUAACUGCACUUUCUCCCCUUCGGCUUUCAUUUGUCUUUUCUCGUCACUGUUUUUGCAUGUCGUUCACAAUCUCAUUUUGUAUAAAACGAUGAACCACUUGAUUUGUAUCUGUAACGUCUGAACUAGUGUGACGUUUGUGUUGUUACAUAGACUUGCGCCAUGUCUCUCAUUCAUUCGUUUGUUUUGACUGAUGUCUGUCUUUUCUUUCUCAUCCUUAAAGCCUUACUUCCUGGUGUGCAGGUUUUCACAGUAAUGUAUCCCCCCCAUGUUAAAUCAAGGUGAGCCUUUUCUCCCUGCUGUUCAGGCUGAUUUACUGUAUCAGGGGUAUGUUGUAUAUUGUAUGAUACACACCUUUUGAUCUCAUAUGUAAAUUUGCAUUAAUUGCUGACUAACAGCAAAUAUUCUAUUUAAUUGCUUAUAUAAUGGCUGUGGGAUCAUAAAUGUUUAACUGCAUGGAUGUGUCUCUGCAGAAUGAACUAGCAGCUGUGUGAUUUUUACACAAAAUAAAAAUGGCACAAUAUUUUAAUAAUUUC
Messenger RNA from Ctenopharyngodon idella (grass carp), 5029 nucleotides. It is a transcript of the gene reps1, whose product is annotated as RALBP1 associated Eps domain containing 1. Gene Ontology annotation, cellular component: plasma membrane; cytoplasm. Gene Ontology annotation, biological process: endosomal transport; endocytosis. The transcript is spliced from 20 exons. Gene Ontology annotation, molecular function: protein binding; calcium ion binding. The record is from RefSeq and is a predicted model, not a curated record. Bases 660 to 3032 code for a protein of 790 amino acids. Lineage: Eukaryota; Metazoa; Chordata; Actinopteri; Cypriniformes; Xenocyprididae.